ACGUUGAGGCUGACUUCUUUCUCCCUGUGGUGUUUUCAUUUUCAACCACUGUGUUCCUUGUCAGAACUAGCUGGUCUAACCUGAUUCGGUCUUAAACCUAUAAACCAACUUCACUCUACAAACAAUAAUUCUUUCAUAUUUGUAUUGAGUUUAUUGUAAAUAUAUUUCACUCAGAAAAAGACGAUAACAAGAGUAAGGCUUGAGUGAUCAUAACUUACUGGCAGUAUAAAAUACCCAACAAUAAAAUAUGAUUCCAUAAAGAAGUGAAAUAACCAAAUAGUUGGUGAUCCCAAGUUGAUUGUUUUACUGUAUGUUUGGCUGACUGUCUUUUUUCAGUUUUCUGCUCUGUAUUACAGGCCUAACCAUUAUACUUUAUAAUGUACUAAUUACGAAAGAGUAAUAAUAUACAUUAGAAUAUCUAGUAUAAAGGGUUUCCUAAAACCAAAAAACACCAGGAAGGUCAAUCAAAGUGUGAACUUGUUGCACAGUGAUGUACGAUUUUAGGUUUGUUUAGAGCCAACAGGAAAUGUGGAUAGGUAUCUAACUGUGCCUUGAAUUGAGACGUGACAUCUGAUCAUUUGUUAACCUCCUUCCUUAUCGUAAAUUAGGCUUUAGAAAUUCGAACCGAGAAAAAAACAAAACAAAACCUGGAAUUUGAUGAGCAAAGGCGGACUGUGAGAGGCAGGAGAUUUUCCAGGUGCAUGAUAAUCAUAGACUCUGACUCAAACAAAUCCACAGUAUGUGAGAGAGUUCAAAUUACAUCUACUGGAUUCAUUGGAUCAUUGUUCGUCGUAAUUGUCAGCUUAAUGAGGCAAAUUAGAAAGUUAGUAAAACACAGUUUAAAACAGAAGUGCAAGGUUUUUGUUUGUUUCUGGAGAAUUUUUUCCCCCCAGUCACCAAGAAUCAUUUACACUGCUUCUAUCUCGAGUUGUCUGGAACUGCAGUUAUACUUGUAGAGUGACUUCCUGGUAUUAGAGUUUCUAGUUUCUAUUUUAAAGUGCGUGAACCUUUUGGAGCACAUCCAGAACCUUUCUUUUAAAUAACACUUAUGUAAAGUGCAGGUGAUCGUGCAGCUGAAAGAGAUCCAACCUGUGCUGUGAUUGGUCACAUCCUGUAGUUGGCUAAGUGCACCCUCAUAUAAACCCUGCAGAGAAUUUAGAAGAUGACAAAGUGUCAGUGGCUGCCAGUGGUGUAGCACACAAAUCUGGGCCCUGUGCGUAUGCAGCCUCAAUGGGUCUCCUUUCAUCUUUUAAUACAUCUGUCACAUAAGACAACAGUCCCUACACUGAGAAAAGAUUACUAUAUUACAAUAUUUCAUGAUAAAAGACACUCAAAUUAAAGAUAAAAUUGCAUAAUCAGCUGUUAAGUUUCAAAUCUGAUGAUAAAAACAAACUUUUAAUUCCAGGCCUUGUGAGGACCCUGCUGUGUUGGGGUCCUGGGUUACUUAGUUCCACUACUCCCCUCAUUAAGACAUGCUUGGUGGCUGUAACACAGUAUUACACCAGAGCAAAGCAUUCUCAACACAGUUUGAUGUAUAUGACAAGAUUUUAUGUAUGUGUUUAUCUGAGCUCCUCUCCUGUUUUGAAGUAGGCAGGGUUCAGUUGGAAAAAUGGGAUGUCACGCAUGUCCCCAAUCAAUAUUUAUCAAGAUUUUAAUGUCUUACAAAAGCUCUUCAUAUAUAGCCCAUAAGGAUGGUGUGUUCCUCAAGGUGACUGGUAUUGUUGCUUUAACAUAUUUAGGGGCUUUAAUCAUAAUGUAGCUUGUAUUGAGGCAUUCACAUCUUAUUUGGCGGCACUUAGCUAUCUGGCCACAAGAUGGCAGUAUCACAUUGUCCUGUUUGCCUCUUUAACACAAAGAGACAAUAUAUUCUCACUUUAAUCAAGUGUUAAUUGAAUUUUUCUCAUCACCCAGAGGCGAUCAUGCAAGAUGAUUUUCAGUGUCAGGAAAAAAGGGAGGGGGAUUGCAGGAGAUACAGUGUGAUAUUGUUAACAUUGCAUAUCCUUAAAAUAAAAGGAUGAGUGUAUGUGUGUGUGAUUGGAUAGGUGGGUGCAUGAAGGGGGAGGGGGGGUUGAAAGAGGGAGGGAGAGCGCAGACACAGCACUGAGUUGUUAAAAAUCUCCAGAUCUGAGGAAACCUCACAGUGUGUGAGAGCUGUGAGUUGAGGCUGCAACACACACAGACGUUUUCCUGCUGGUUUAACUGCUGGAGUAUUUGUCACAGCAUUUAAUGCGGAUGUAGCUAUUCAACAGAGACUUACCUCAAAACUUACCUCAGCCUGAAUGAACCUCACAUGAGAGUGGAUGGAUCACCUGAUAGGUUUUUAUUUAACAUGGAGAUGCUCACCAGUCACUGCUUUGUAUGGAUACUUCUGACAGGAACCUUUUGUUUGUUGGUUCUUGGGCAACAUCAUCAUGGCGACUUCACUUUCAACAAGAGAGCAUUGCCUCAACUCAACAGAGACCGAGAACCUACUUCAGAAAAGAACCAGGCGCCUCAAACUGGUAGUCUGAUUGAAAACACCAAACUGCCUAUCAGUCCCUUGGUCCCUCUUUCAAAGCAGGGACUUUGGGAGAUAAUUGGAGGAAACUCCCAAUCACAAUCCAAACCAUCCCUAAAGAUCAAGCUUCGGCCCAUCAUGAAAGUUCACGGAACUUCUAAAUUCUCCAGGUUUAGCUGGGGAGACUUUUACUCAAACAUCAAGACAGUCAAACUGAAUUUGUUGAUAAUGGGUAAGAUUGUGGAUCAUGGGAACGGUUCUCUUGGAGUCUACUUUCGUCACAACUCCACUGGUGUGGGAAAUGUCUCAGUCAGUCUCGUCCCACCAGUGAAAGAGGUGGAGUUCGACUUGGAGCGCCAAAGUGUGGUCAACCCCAAAGACUCAAAGACAUUCAACUGUAGGGUGGACUAUGAGAAAACUGAACGCAACAAGAAGGUUAUUUUGUGUAACUACGACCCAUCAAAGACAUGUGCUCAGGAGCAGACUCAGAGCCACGUCACCUGGAUGUGCUCCAAACCUUUCCAGGUCAUCUGCAUCUAUGUGUCUUUCUACAGCACAGACUACAGGCUGGUUCAGAAAGUCUGUCCGGACUACAGCUACCACAAUCCAGGUGCCUACCUGCCCACGGGUUAAACAGAGGUCAAGCCAAAGACACUGGAGAAUAAUGUUUCAAUAAAUCCACACGUUUAAGCAGCUAUGAGCCAGUCUGACAGACUGUUUUGGAUGUUUUUGAAGGGAUCCUGAAGUGUAGCAUUUCUCAAAAAAAAUAUUAUUUUCAUGUCUUUUACCAAAAUACAGUAAAAUAUAUGUUUUUAGUGCAAUAUAUUGGUUGUUGUAGACUACAAGAGUUGUAUUAGCCUGUUUUUUUUUAAUGAAUAUAGUGCUGCAACUUACUUACUUAACUUAAACAAUUUAUCAGUUAAUCAAUUAGUCAAUCAACAGAAAAACAGAUUCAAAUCAUUUUUAAAUCAAUAAAUGAUUUUAGUCAUUUUUCAAGCAAAAGCUGUGAAAAAAAUGCCAUUCUGUAGUUCCAGCUUCUCAAAUGAGAGACUUUGCUGCUUUCUUUGUUUGCAAACCAAAUAUCUUUGGGUUUUUGACCUGUGAUUAAACAAAACAUUUGAAAAGAUCA
This is a messenger RNA of Lates calcarifer (barramundi perch), 3626 nucleotides long. RefSeq names its product neurexophilin-1-like. The record is from RefSeq and is a predicted model, not a curated record. The transcript has 2 exons. Lineage: Eukaryota; Metazoa; Chordata; Actinopteri; Centropomidae. The coding region runs from base 2291 to 3130 and encodes 279 amino acids. Gene Ontology annotation, molecular function: signaling receptor binding.